Eupeodes corollae is the source of this 2157-nucleotide messenger RNA. RefSeq lists its product as uncharacterized. The record is from RefSeq and is a predicted model, not a curated record. NCBI's taxonomy places the organism in Eukaryota, Metazoa, Arthropoda, Insecta, Diptera, Syrphidae. The transcript has 4 exons. Bases 144 to 1841 code for a protein of 565 amino acids.
CGUACAACGUAUUUGCCGCAUUAAAAUUGAAAAAUUGUUUACGUUUCUUUUUUAGUUUUUAGUUUUAGUUCGAUGUUAACAUUUUUACCAAUAGAUACCUCGACCUCCAUUCAAACAUAUUUUUGAUAAUACAAAAAUAAACAAUGGAAACGUGUUCACAUUUAUUGGAGACACGAAGAGUCAUGGAUAAGUGCCUUGUUUGUGAUAUCCAAGUUCGGGACAUAACCCUCUCUGCAACAGGACUUCAAAUCAAAACCAACAAGUGGUUACAUUUGGAGGAUUGGCUUGAAAUCGAUGCAGCUAUCGAAAGAAUAUUGGAACCUUUCGUUCAUUCAGAAACUUUGGAUGGCUUCGAAUCGAAUAACUUUCAUCUCGGCGGAGCCAUACGGAUCGAUUGUAGAAAAACAAAAGUGUCCAGAUCGCACAAAAGAAUUCUGGGCGAAGAGCAGAAGUAUCUACCAAUUGCUCUCGAAAUUCAAGUCACGAAAAUUAAUACAAAAACCCUUAUGGAACAGAUUACGAUGUUCGAAAAGAAACUCAAUAAAUUGAAUACACAGAGUAGAAAAGUUUCACCGACAAUCGAGGAAGAAAAGAAUUUAGUUCAGAAAGAAAGUCAACGUGAAUACGACCCAACGGCUCACAUUACGGUCACCGACAAGAAUACCAGUGAGUAUGUUCCUUACACAGCUUCUUCCAAAACACCAUCAGCCUUAGAUACCUCUGGUUCUGCCAUUAGUGAACCUUACUCUCCAAAACCAAUUGCAGUAGACACAAGUUCCCCCGACCAAAUAUCUGAGUCACCUAAUCAAGUUCCAAACUACAAGCCGGCGAGAAUUGCUUCAACCAAACAAAAACCAGAACCAGAAGUGAUUGAGAAUAACAACGAGAGGACAAGAUCUUCACGGCGGAGACAUUCACCAGAAGUCAAACUUAAAACGUUGAAAGUUAAAGAAGAUUCACGGAAUGAGAAAACCAAACGAGUAGCAUCACACAACACCAAACCAACACGGAAUGCAGAGCUCUUUGGCUCUGAUGACUCUGAUCAGGAACCAAAAACCACGGCGAAAGCUGCUUCCGCUUCUUCCAGGCCUCAACAAAUCUCCAAGGACUCAACAUCUCUGAAUCCCACAUCGUCGUCUUCACACGAAGAGGAAACCACUCGAAAACGAAUGAAACUAAAGCAUGAUUCAUCUUCUUCUCGCAAAAAUGUUUUGGAUAAUUGGCUUUCGAAGGGCUCAAUAAAAAGCUCUGACAAACCAUCGGGAGAGAAGACAAAUGGAAAGUCAUCGUCGUCAAAGAAGUCUUCGCGACAUGAAUCCUCGAAACCAAAGACCUCCAAGGACGAUCAAGAGCGACAAGAACUAGAAGCGAAACAUAUAAAAGAACUCGCAGCACUUAGAGACGCACUCAAAGCCUCGCGGAAAUCUCCGCCGCCAGAAAUCGAGAUCCUAAGCCUUACCCAUCUUUCAUUUGAAGAUAUUUUAAAAACCUUCAAAGAAAUGCGCCCAAUUCUGGAUCCCAUUUUUAAAAUCUACUCGAAGAAGACAAAAGUAACUGGCUUCGAGGGGAUUAACCAUAUGAAAACUUUGAUGCUCAUCGAUGAUAAGAAACAGCUGCAAAUGCUCAAUUUCCUCCGUGAAAACUAUCAACCCAAUGAGAAGGGUGUUCCAAGUUUGACUGAUUUGUACAUAAACGCCAUGGUCCCCGAAUGGACAGUAAAUGUUUUCAUGAAGGAAUACAAGUUCACACGAUCGGAAGCGUUACAAAGACUUGAAGCUCAAGAGGAAUGCACGGUGCGUAAUAAUAGUGAGGAUCUAUUAGACAUUUCGGAUCCCAUAUGAAAAUUGAAUUAAGACAAAAUUUGUAAAAAAAAAAGAAGUUUUAUUGUUCUUUUAAAAUUUUUUAUUCGACGUAAUGUUGGAGUGUUUCUUAAAUAAAUUGUUUUUCUUUUUUUUGUUUAAUAAACUAAGUUACAAUUUGUGUCCACUAUCAAAAGAAUAAUUGGUUUGUUCCUUAAAGUAGCUAAGUAGGAAUUCAAAAAAGAAUAAUGAAGCGCCUUAUUUGUAUCUUGUGAGCAAACACAAACGAAUGAAAAUACAAAUUGAAACUUUUGAUGUGUACGUUAAUACAAAAAAGUUAAUAAUAAAUUCAGUCUGU